CGCGCACGCACUAGCGACGUCACCGCCAAGAGCUCCUACAUCAUCCCACACGCGAGAGAGAGAGAGCGUCAGAGAGAGAGAGAGCGCGCCAGAGAGAGGGAGCCAGAGAGAGAGAGAGCCAGAGAGAGAGAGCUGCACACGACAGACACACGCAAACAUAACAUACGCACAGCGAGGGAGGCUGUUACAGGAACGGUAUUCGAUUAAAGUCGUGCAUACAGACGCACUCCGCACGCGGAGUGGCGUGUGCAUGCGUAGAGAGUUGCAAUUUGCGAGCGCCUGCCGUCAUCACAUCGCCAGAAGCAGUGACAACACGAGCGGCACCACCGCCUGUGCCGGGAGACUGCGCUGCUGCCUGGCGAGGUCUUCUCGGGGAAAGACAUCGCGUGCGACGAGACAGCAGCAACUCAUCACCACCACCACGAUCAUCAUCCUAAACAUUAUCGUCUGCAGCUUCAGUGUCUCCAUCACAGCCACCGCUAUCAUCACUUGCAUCACCACCUUUUUCAGCAUUAGCAUCAUCAUCAUCGCAACGGUGUACAUCAUCACCACCGGCAUCAUCAUCUCGACGUUCAUCGCCAUCAUCAGCACCACCAGCAGCACCUCUACCAGAACCAUCAUCAUCAGCACCACCAGUAGCACCUCCACCAGCACCAUCAUCAUCAUCAGCACCACCAGUAGCACCUCUACCAGUAUCAUCAUCAGCAGCACCACUAGCACCAUCAUCAUCAUCAUCAUCAGCACCACCAGUAGCACCUCUACCAGUAUCAUCAUCAUCAGCACCUCCACCAGCACCAUCAUCAGCACCACCAGCAGCACCUCUACCAGCACCAUCAUCAUCAUCGGCACCACCACCACCAGCACCACCUACAUCAGCACCGUCGUCGUCAUCGCCUCCAUCAGCAACUGCACCACCACCACAACCAUCACCUCUCCGUGCCAUGGAGCCGCCUGAAACAGUGUCCGAGCUGCGCCAGAGGCUACUGAAGGGCGUCAAGAAAGAGGUGAAGCAGAUCAUGGAGGAGGCUGUGACAAGGAAGUUUGUUCAUGAAGAUAGCAGCCACAUCAUCACCUUCUGUGCGUCCGUGGAGUCGUGCCUGCUGCACGGGCUGCGGCGCCGCGCCGCGGGCUUCCUGCGCAGCAACAAAGUGGCGGCGCUCUUCCUCAAGGUGGGCAAGAACUUCCCGCCCGCCUCCGAGCUGUGCCGCCGGGUGCAAGAGAUGGAGCUGCUGGUGGAGAGCAGCAGCGAUUCGGUACAGAGCUUCCUGAGCUCGUUGCACGCCUUGCCGCAGGAUCUCCACAACUUGGCCGUGGAUCCGCUGUACAGGAGGGCGUCGGGCCGCGAGCCCAUGAAGCGGCAGACCAGCGCGCAGAAGAGCGCCAACCUGUCCCCCCAGGCGAUCCGCCACCUGUGGGUGCGCACGGCGCUCUUCGAGAAGGUGCUCGACAAGGUGGUGCUGUACCUCGUCGAGAACGCCAGCGUCUACUAUGAGAAGGACGCCCUGCUCGCAGACCCCGUGGAAGGACAGCUGCUGGCCUCCUUGUUGGUGGGUCCGUGUGCGCUGGAGUACACGCGCAUGAAGACUGCCGACCACUACUGGACGGACCCCUCCGCCCAGGAGCUCGUGCAGCGACACCGCAUCCACAGCCCUCGCGGUGGCCGGGCCGAGUCGCCCUCCAAGCGGCCAACGCUGCACAUCAAGAAGCGGCAGUCGAGCGCGGGCAGCGUGUCGGAGGACCGACCGGUGACGGCCGCGCGCGACUACGUGGAGUCGCUGCACCAGAGCGCUCGCAACAUCCUCCUCUACGGCAAGAACAACGUCCUCGUGCAGCCGCGUGGGGACGUGGAGCCCGUGCCGGGGUACCUGUCCCUGCACCAGGCCGGCGAGCGUCUCACGCUCAAGUGGACCCCCAAUCAGCUGAUGAACGGCAGCAGCCCCGAUCCCGAACACGAGAAAAACGUGCUGUGGGACUACGCCAUCACCGUCCACCUGGAGCACAUCGUCUAUAUCCACUGCCACCAACAGCCGGAGAGCGGAGGCACCCUGGUGCUGGUGAGCCAAGACGGAAUCCAACGACCCCCCAUCCACUUCCCCCGCGGGGGCCACCUCCUCUCCUUCCUGUCGUGCCUCGAGAGCGGCCUGGCCCCACGCGGGCAACUCGACCCGCCCCUGUGCACACACAUGAGCACGGGCGCCGUGUUCCCGCCGCUGCGCAAGCGGCUCGGCAGGUCCCACGCCAGCGAGGAGGAUCAAUCACCGUGCCCCCACGACGGUGUUCCCGUGGCCACGGGGGCCGGUUCCCACGACGGGGUCCCCGGCCACGGGGCCGAGGGGGCCCUCCCGCCCACGCUCGCCGACGACGGCGGCGGAGGUGGAGGAGGAGGAGGUGGGGAAGAUGAUGAGGUGGCCGACGACGACGUGGAGGACGAGGCGGCGGCGGCCGGCACCGACUACGUGUUCCGCAUCAUUUACCCCGGAUACCGCAACGACUUCAUCUCGCAGGACCUGCUGGAAGGGCAGGCCUCGAACGUGGCCCUCGGCAGCCCCGGCCAGUGCCCGCCGCCGCCGCUCUGGCAGUCGGGCGAGGCGAGCCCGAUGAGACCCUACGCUCCGGUGCCUGGCGCUCCCUCGCCCGGCUCGCCCUCUCUGCCGCCCGACGCGGUGCCCACCGCCUACCCCACGCACAUCGCCGCCGAGAGGACUCCACUCAAGAGCCUCUGCGACAACAUGAGGAGACAAAUCCUGUCCCGCGCCUUCUUCGGCUGGCUCGCCUACUGCAGACAUCUGAGCACGGUGCGCACGCACCUGUCCGCGCUCGUGAACACCGACAUCGUGCCGGCGGAUCGGCCAUGCGACGCCAGCGGCGGCCUCACCCAGCAGCUCUGGGCUGCCAUGGAGGCCGGCACGGAGGAGGUGAGCGAGACGGAGAUGGUGAGGCUGGUGUACUACGGCGGAGUGGAUCCCUCCGUCCGGCACCACGUGUGGCCAUACCUUCUUGGCCACUACCAGCUGGGCAUGACGGCAAGCGAGAAGCAGCAGGUGGACGAGGACACGCGCGCGCGCUUCGAGGACACGAGCGCCGCGUGGCGCGCGUGCCAGGCGGCCGUGCAGGCGCGCGAGCGCGAGCGGGAGGCGCUGGGCGGACACGGGAGGCACGCCGCCGCCGGCACGCGCGCCGCGGGUUCCGUCGGCAGCCCGGGCGGCGUUGCCGGCACCGGCGUCAUUGCCGGCGUCGGCGCCGUUGCCGGCGUAGCGGUGCAGGGAGUGACGGCGAGGAGUCGCGCCGCGUCCUCGCUGGCGGCGCUCGGCCGCCUCUCGAGCUCGGCGGGGAGCCUGGAGGCGCGGCUCCUCCGCUUCGGCGCGUUCGGCUCGAGCGUCAGCAGCGAGUCGAGCGUGCACCCGUGCCUGCCUACUGGCUGCAGUGUGAGCACCCAGGUGUUUGAGUCGGUAGACGAAGUGGAGACCCACGCAGGCCCCGAGGCGUCCACAGCGCUGCAGAAGUGCCUGCCGGACCUGCAGCUCCCUUACGCACCCGGCGAGGACCCCCAGCCCGGUCUGGAGACGCAAGACUCGACCGAUACGCAUGGCACGGGCAGCCACGCGGAGGGGGAGGGCAGCCCGUGGGAGCCCGAGGAGCAAGGCAUGCUGGGGGGCGCGGACGAAGCCGGUUGCCACGGCGAUGGCGAGGCAGUGCCGAGCCCUGCCUUGGGGUCGCCGCCUUCUCAGCCAGAGCCCUACAGCGCGGUUGGAGAUUACACGCAAGAAGAGCUGGACAUGUACGCGAUGAACUUCCAUCGCAUCGACAAGGACGUUCACCGGUGUGACCGCAACUUCUGGUUCUUCACUGCCGGGAACCUGGAGCGGCUCCGCAGGAUAAUGUGCAGCUACGUGUGGGAGCACCUGGACGUGGGCUACGUGCAGGGCAUGUGUGACCUCCUCGCGCCGCUCCUCGUCAUCCUGGACGAUGAGGUGCUGGCCUACAGCUGUUUCAGCCAGCUCAUGAAGAGGAUGAUCCAAAACUUCCCCCAGGGCGGAGCCAUGGACAACCACUUUGCCAACAUGCGCUCGCUCAUCCAGAUUUUGGAUUCGGAGAUAUUCGAGCUGAUGCAUCGCAACGGAGACUACACUCACUUCUUCUUUUGCUACCGCUGGUUCCUGCUGGACUUCAAGCGAGAGCUGGUGUACGACGACGUCUUCGCCGUGUGGGAAGCCAUCUGGGCGGCCCGGCGCGUCUCCUCCGAGCACUUCGUCCUCUUCCUGGCGCUGGCGCUGGUGGCACGCUACCGGGACAUCAUCCUCGAGAACAACAUGGACUUCACGGACAUCAUCCGCUUUUUCAACGAGAUGGCGGAACGGCACGACGCCCGGCAGCUGCUGGCAGGGGCGCGCGAGUUGGUGCACCGCGUGCAGGCGCUCAUCGAGAACAAGUGAAGCACGACCCGUACCCAGCAGCACCACCAGCAGCAGCUGCCCCCACUCGCCACCCGCUGCCACCACCACCGUCGAGCAGCCACCACGUGGGUGCUGCUGCUACUGCUGCUGCCCCAGUGCGUCCGGGGGGUCAAACGCCAAACCGCGGACAAAAACUCUGCCAUCGGAUUCUGCAGGCCUCUCCCCAGUGGCCUCACACAAACACGAGGCACCUCAACCACCGGUGGUGUGCAGGUCGGGUGCAUUGCUUUUGGAUGUUUUGCUCGAAUCUGUGUAAUCAUAUAAUGAGGAUAUGGUUAUACGGCCCAGCGUUACCGCUACCGUUUACAUCUCGUGGGCUAAUCCGCGAAUUUCCACUUUCAAGAACAUUCCAAAGUUUGUUUUUUUUGCUCAGUAACCCCUCGCCCCCUCCCCCCUUUUUACCCCACUGCCUUCAAAACAUUCCUUUUACACACGACACAAAUUUACACGUUCGUGUAUGCGUCGUUAUUUUGGUUUGAUAGUUUUUGUAUAAUUAUGAUUUACGCCCCCUCAAGCCCCAGCCUUGGCCCACACUCUUGUGCGCCCCCCCCCCCCCGACACCCUUAGCAAUGCCACCGAGGCCCCGAUAGUGGCAAUGCAACAAGGUGCCAAGGGGUCUUUGCCAGCAGGGCCCAGAGCUCAGACGGGACCAGAAUGCACUGUGUGCUCCAAUUUUCCCGCUGGGGGCUACUACAAACGAGACCUUUCAACGCCUAGGCCCGAGACCUCUUUACAGGAGGGUCAGACUCUGGGCCAAGUUUCUUAACGUGGGCCGGGCCUUACGCUCGGAGGGGCCCCCCCGCAGUGGAUUCGGCGGCGGUGUGGUAGCGGCGCUCCUCCAGUACGCCCGCCGGGGCCUUCGCGACGGGGAGCGGACCUCGCCUUGCCCACGGCUCUCCUGCGCCUGGCCACUCGCCGGCACCGCCGUGGUUGACGUGCCGGCAUUGCUGGGAUUUCACUGCAGCUCAGGUUGGGGAGGGGGGGGGGCAGCACCAAUUAAAGAGCUUGAGCCGCGCACGCCGUGCCACGGCCGCUCACACGCUCGCUUGCUCGCUCGCUCCAGGUAUGUGGCUCAGGUCACGCUGAGCACCGACGCUCACGCACCUCCGAUUAGCACGGUUGGCUGCGUACCGUGCGAAAGACGUCCCACACGCACACGUACAUACUCUACACGGACACUUGGCCUAUGCCCGGCGCAUCCUAUGUGUCCCCCCCCCCAAUCUACCCAUCCGAGCCUAAUGCCCACUCACGCACGACCGCAGAGACCACGCGAUUGCUUAUCGUGGACACACAAAGCUCACUACAACAAAGUACCGCUCACCGGACUCGCCGCGUGUGCGACGGACCUCGCGGGACCAGCGAUCUCCCGCGGCCUGCCGGCCGUCUCCCGGAGACUCCGCUCCACGAUGCUGGUUUGCACGACUCACUCGGUGCCGGUGUCUCUCCGCUGCGCGUCGCGACGGCCGCGUCUCACGGACGUGGACGGUGUGUUGGGCCGAGAGAGAGACGCCGGCUUCGCAGGUGCUGGGGUCGGUUCUCCUGGGUUUGGAAGCACGAGAGGGCGGCUCCCUUUUUGCGGGGCCCUUUGUAACUCUAUCCUCAGCCCCGGCCACUCCGCUCCGUUAAUUUGACACGCGCUUGAGUUCGAGGGCUCAAAUCUCUUCGAACUCUUCAUUCCCCGUUUGCUGUUUAAGCUCCGCUCUCCGACCUGUCCACGACUGCAAUCUCCCAACGGUUUCUGCCAAUCAAUGGGAGAGAGACCAUAUUCCCUUGAAACUCACAAAGCUCCCCUGCUGCUGUCCGGGAUUAGCUGAGCCUCCUUCGAACCGCUGCCUUCUUCUUCUUGUUCGUCCAUCAAAGUUGAUGAUGACCAUGGCACGUUUGUCAUUUUGUUGGGUUUUGAUGAGUGCGCAGAUGGCUGAACAGGCCAAUCCGAGCCCGGAAUUCUCUGCGGCACACUGGACAGGUCAGGGAGGAUGUAGAGCUCUGAGGUGCAGCCACACGUCCUUCCUUGGUAGAUUUGCGCUGCUGCCUCUUCAAGAUGGCACAGGAGCUCCUACUCUCACAGAGGACUGCACCGUCCUGUACUUUUCUUCUCCAGGCAGGUCGGUCCUGUGCUAGGGAUUCCCAGCUUUUCAGGUCAAAUCCAAAGCUCUUCAAGGAAGCUUUGUUAAGGGUGUCCUUGUAGCGCUUUUUGGGGCCACCCAUCCUCAAGGUGGCCCUGCCCUGCGCGGUCCCGCCACCACGAAGGGCAAACCAAGGGCAGUGACCAUGCAUCACACCACGUGGUCUUGUAAUUUGUACGACCACCAGCUUCACUGGAGGUGGCCUUGUGCCAAGCUCACCAUAUCACUGGGUCGGGUGGCCUUCCUCCCCCCCCCACUGCCCUUCAAACGUUGCCAAUGUUUGUCCACCCAGAGGAAGCCCUUGGCCAAGGCCGCCUGCUAGGAUGCCCAGGGAGGAAAGCCUAGGCUGGUAGGGAAGUCUGAUGCCAGGGCUAUGCUAAAGGUAAUCCACCCCUUUCCCCCACGAUGUGAGCAGUGUGCAGUGCGGAGUCGCGUUGCCACUGGGCUGCUGCUUGCUAGGUCAGCGUCACGCGCAUGUCACGAGGCUUUUCCUAACCUAAGCCUCGUGCCGCGAUCUUCGGCCUGGACUUCACGGUCUAGUGCAACAGGUCUCGGGCCUUGGCGUGGUGGUCUAGCGUAUGAAGCCUCAGCUUUGCCCUUCUCUUAGAAGAGGCCUCGACCUCGUGUUUGGCUUAGUGUAAUCUGCCUCAGCCUUGUCCUCAGCCUAUUGUGAAAGGUUUUGACCUUUUUUCUUGGCCUUGAUUUAAAAAAGAUACACAGCUCUGUCCUCCAGUACCCAGGCAUUGAGCAUAGACGUAAGUGUGUACGAUGGGAUCUCAGUUCCAUUUCACAGAGCACGCGAUGCCCACAAUUACAGAAUAUGAAGAACCGGUCCACACAAAGAGGAUCUGUUCGGGACGUGAGAGCGCGUGCCUAUUUGUGGAGUCAAACGCCGCAAUCUUAAGCAAAGCGAAGCACAUCAACAUUCCACUCGUAUUAUUAUUGUUCGCUUUCGGGCUGAUGAUGGUAUUUAAAAAAUAUAUAUUAGAAUAUAUACCAUAGUUGUUUAUUGGAAGUUUAAAAAAGAAAAGUGAUCUUUAUAAUGCGCACUGUGAAACUACAAAUUCCAUGCGUUUUGAGCGAUGGCCCACACGUCGCAGUUUUGCUGCGAGGGGGGCGUGACUUUCUCGCGAGGUUCCGCGUGGCCUCCGUGACCUGCAUGACCUUUGUCAGAGAGCGACGCGGGGAGGGACACACUGAAUCCCUGACUCGGGCUUCAUGGCCGGCCAAAUGUCGACAAGAGUCUUUGAAAAGGACUAUGCCGCGAAUGUGCAACCGAAGUGGAUUAAAGCGAGGGUGUGCGUGUGGAAAGAAAAUUGGGCAUUUCAUCUUAAGAGGUUAGGUUAAGGGAAGAACUUGAUUGGAUAUGGCAUAGUACGUACUUGAGAUAAACGGUACUCUGGGUUUAUCAAGUUUAAAUGAUUCAUGUAGAUUCAAAGGUUAUUUUUGUUAUUCGAAUGGCUGAUGCUAAGAAUUCUAGUGUUGAACCGUUUAUGGAGUUUGUCAUAGAUAUGUGUGACAUUCAAGGUCGCACAAUUUGUCAGGCUUGUCGCUAACGAUGCCCGUUACGAUCCAGUCGGUGCGAAACACAGGCGUCACGCUCUUUUCAGCAGUUUCACUAUUCAACACGUGCGACACGUGCAUUCAUGAUUACGAAUGACCGACUCUUUAAGUGAUUUAAUUACGAAUAAUAAUACAAAUCCGCGAGUUUGUGUUUUGUGUAAUUAGACAUUGCCAAGGUCAACCGGUCAACAAUUUGGGAAUUCGUAUCUGAGAGUCCCGGAUUCCUGCGCGAGUCUUGCGUGGAUGACGAGGUAACAUUGCCUUCGCCUAUUCAUACUCCACACCCAAUGAGGAAAUGUGCAGAUCGCAUCUUCCUCAUUCCCAUCGUGAUCGUGGUUUUAUGGUGGCCACUGAAUAGUUCCAAGCCGCUCGUUUCUAUCCGUUUCGUGUGCCAAAGCCUGGAAAUUUUCGCACGAAUGCCUUGACUGCAUUUUUGCCGUAAACAGGCACCCCCCCCCCCCCCCGGGACCUUAAAUGCCUCUCCGUCCCAGCGUGGCUAUCGAUUCCAGAAGCCUAAAACCCCGAAAGCAGAAUGCUGUGGCUUUGUUGUGCAUGCUGGUGGUGGUGGUGGUGUGAAAUGUGUGCCCACUGCAGGGACAUGCAUGGCAUUGUGCCAGUGUCUAAAUGACUUUGUGAUGCUGUGCGUGUGUGUGCGUGUUUUGUGGCUCGCAAGCGGCACACGAGUUGCAUUAAUGGGGCUUUUGUAUAACCCAGAAUUGGGGGGGUCAUGAAAUUGUAUCAUCCUUAACGGUGCCUGUUCUCUGUAUUUAUUUUGAAACUCGUUUGAGGAGGAAGGCAUUUUGUCGACCCGCCUUCUUUCGAGUGUGCAGUGUGACCAAAGGAAGGGCCUCGAAGAUUGUGGCUUCAGGAUUUCCAAAUAUAACUCGUCUGUGGAGCAGUCGAUGGCCGCAGACACCGAUCAUUUCACUGGGAACUCAAACUGGAAUUUCUAAACCAAUUUCUCAUGCGAUAUUUGAUUACAAAAUUUCCCUUUACAAUCUUUUUCCAGACAUUGCAAAGAAUUCACAAAUUCCUCACCAUGGUAAACAAUUCACAGAAAGCAUCUACUGGUGAUGAUGAUCAAAAUGAUGAUGAUGAUUAUGAUGAAACUGAGGACAUGCAAAAUUCUGUACUCAUUUUUUUUUUAUCCUGACUUGUGUAAGCCACAUGCUUUUCCAAAAUUGUAAAAAAAAAAUGUAUUUAACAAUUCAAUCGCCCAAUUCCCUUGCAAUUGUGGAGCAUAGGCUGAGGUGACUGCUGUGCCUUUGGGCAACCAAUCCGCAACGUAUAUUUCUCAGAACCUGGGUUCAAAACUUACGCAAGCGAUUGUAUUAUAGACGCGGGAUCUCAAAAGUAAUUGCGUUUGUUCAAUAAUCUGCACAACAGACUGCAUUUUUUUUAAAGGAGCCAACCAUCAGACACUCCUGCACGACUGAGGAAUGUCCCGUCAGUUGUUGUUGUGAAAUGCACCCUGAACCACAUCAGGCAAAGCGCCGUGAUGUCACCCCGAUAUUGUUUACCAGACACACGGCUCUGCUUGUCUGGGAGGAAAACGAUGUUGCCCCAGUUGACAAUGGCACAGAUCGGAACACUUAUUGGACACCGUUAAAAAAAAUCUGAGUUUUAAUUUGGACAACUACCCCACGAUUAAACUGGGACUCUUGAGUCGAGUUAGUUGAAGGCUGUAAAGUCCAAUACCAAUGCCCACACGUAAAAACCCAUUUCCUAAAACAAUUGUUGCGUGUGUGUGUUAACUUGAUUCAUUCGAACUCGGAGAAUGAAAACACAGUGAGUGUUACGACCACAAGACGAACACGGUUUGAAGGGUACAUACAGCGGUGCCUCUCGCGUGCGUUUCUGAGGCCAACUCAAGGCCCUCUUGAUACACUUUUUGGCGUCGUCUUUCAGGGCCCUGCUCUGGCACACUGGUACACUGCUCACUGUGAGAGGUCUGUACGCGCAAAUAUCUUUGACAUCAUGACGUGGCAUGGUUAUUUAAACAAAAUGGGUCUACAGUGGUGAGAAAAUAGCAAAGCUGUGUCAGUUCGCUGUUUACGUGAACACGUUUUCACAAAUGGCCGCAUUGCUCCCAAAUUGGUUAUUGACGAAUCGGUUUCACUUUGAGCUGGCACAAGACAGUCGGUGGCGUGGUGUAAGAGGGCGCCAGGUGACGCCGAUGGGCAGGGGACGAGGAUGACUGCGGCGGUCCACGAUGGACUUUCUGACUCUCUCGCUUGCACUUGCCGAGGCAAUCCUUGGAUGGGAGCAUUUGAACCUCAUGGCGGUACCCCGGCUCUCGCACAAUGUCCGUGAUGCAUUCUAAAUUUAAAGCUUUCGUGACUGCAAGGAUUCAUAUUCUUGGGUUUUUUCGGUAAAGUCACGUCGGUAAAAAAUUAUAAUUAAUAAAAGUAAAAUUUAAAUAAAAUAAAAAAUUAAAAUCACGACGUUUCAGAGACAACACAAGCUUCCGUCAUCAGGUGGAACCGUCACAGCACGACUGCUGUAUCAAGUAAAUGAGAAAUUCCAAGAGAUCCUGCAGUCGUUUUUCGUCUGUUGAUGGUCGGCGACGCGGCAAUAGACUCAUCUCGGCGAGCUGUACACGAUGCACCACUACCACGGAGUGGCACCACCGAUUUAGGAUUGAUUGGUACCCCAGUCGCGGAGUGAAGUAACACCCCUGGGAAAAAAUAGUGUCCCAGAAAUAAAAUAUUUAAUUGCCUCGGCCAAUUUGUAUUAUUUGGUACCCCGGGGUACCGCCCUAAGGAUUAUUUGUCGGGUGCAGACGACUACUGGAGGCAUGUGCAUGAUUAACCUCCCCGGUUAAAUCAAAGAUUUAUCACAAAUGGUGGGGGACACUCUUCAAGAGAUCGGUCUUAUUUAAUCUCAUUCUGACCGUCCCGUUUGUAUUUUUCAUUUCUUAUUCUGUCUCCUGUUCCCCCCCC
This is a messenger RNA of Lethenteron reissneri (Far Eastern brook lamprey), 11085 nucleotides long. Its product is annotated as small G protein signaling modulator 1-like. NCBI's taxonomy places the organism in Eukaryota, Metazoa, Chordata, Hyperoartia, Petromyzontiformes, Petromyzontidae. The record is from RefSeq and is a predicted model, not a curated record. Gene Ontology annotation, molecular function: GTPase activator activity. Gene Ontology annotation, biological process: activation of GTPase activity.